Messenger RNA from Ictalurus punctatus (channel catfish), 2368 nucleotides. RefSeq lists its product as uncharacterized. The record is from RefSeq and is a predicted model, not a curated record. The transcript is spliced from 13 exons. Gene Ontology annotation, biological process: mitochondrial fusion. NCBI's taxonomy places the organism in Eukaryota, Metazoa, Chordata, Actinopteri, Siluriformes, Ictaluridae. The coding region runs from base 1003 to 1899 and encodes 298 amino acids.
GAAUUUUAAUUAUAUUGUUCAUUUCCAAUAAACCAGUAUGGCACUCCAUAAACAAAACCAUUAUAUCAGUUAUAAUGACAAACUUGUUAAACCACUCAAAAUAAAUAAAGAAAUUUGGGGCCAGAAUAGUUUGGUAUAAUAACAACUGAAAAAUAAGUGUAAGAUUGUUUCUGAUUCCUCUUUACAAAAACAUAAUGGCAUAAUGGCGAAAACCCUUCUUUAAACUUACUAAUAAAAUAAUUACAUGGAUGAUAUCUAUUAUUAUUUUAAAGUGAGUUACUUUGACUUUAUUAGGAAUUAUAUAUUUAUUUAUCUGACCAUAGAUUCUGAACAAAAAAAGGAAGGUUAAUCCUGUUUCCACUUCACCAUUGCUUUAGGUUAAAUGCUUUUUUCUUUGGUUAAGAUUUUUCGAAUAUAAAGGUUAUUACAUUUUUAUCCCUGAUGGAAAGGCCCCCAACAGUGAGAUCUGGUAUAGAACCAAUUACAGGAUUAAACAUAUUUAAAUUUUUAACAACGUGAAGUAGUUUCUGGGAAAUACAACGAAUGAGUUUUACAUAUUCUUUUGAGGAUACAUUUAUCCCAAGAUUAUUAACAAAUUCAGUCUAAUUAUAUAGGUCCCUUAGCCUACUCUCAGCAAAGGUGAAAUGCUGUUGUGUACGGCAUCAACAUAGCAGCAACGGACAGCUGUCCUGAUUCAAAACAGUGCCCAUAGCCAGAUAAGGUCCAGGGAUGCAUCGUGGUGCAGGGGCCUCCUCUUUUUGUCCAGAGGACGAUGCACAAAGAUGGUGCCCCGCCCCGUUCUGCAGAGAGAGGGCGCGCGUGUAAAUCCGGAGGACACAGCAUCGAGUUUCUGCUUCGCUACGGAUCAACAUCAUCUUUAUCAACUCUACACGAAGUGAACGAAGACUUCGAUCUUUAUCAACUCUACACGAAGUGAACGAAGACUUCGAUCUUUAUCAACUCUACACGAAGUGAACGAAGAAAGUUGGGACGAAAACAGCGAUGGAUUUCGGAAGAUUUGUGCUGGAUAUGAAGAACUGGAUUCUGCGGGAGAUCGCCUGUGCUGCGGGGCUGUUCGUUCUCUCUGCUGGUGCGGGUUACUGCGUUUACCGCCGCUUGCGGAGAGGAAUCGCUCCUCCUGAGAACACUCAGCCUCCUCACGAGCCUGAGAACGUGCUAGGAGACACUGUAGAUACUCCCUCUGUCCUCCAGGUCGUUGAGCAAAACCUCGAGCUGCUGCCCACCGAACCCCACGAUGAACCUUCAGCUGUUGUUCUGGAGAAAGAGGAGAGCUUUUUGGAGUUGGAGGUGCCCUUUAUUCGCGAGCAUCUUUUAGAGAGAGGGGUUACUGAUAUCGGCCUGAAGCUGUGUGCUCUCCGUAAGGCGUUCUCUACCCUGCUUGCCAGCAUCCACAACCAGAACUUCUUGUUUGUGCUGGGAAAGAAGAUCGUGAUGCGUCUGGCAGCAGCUAACAACCAGGAUGUGGUUGGUGUGCAGCUGGCCUAUGAGUCACUGAUUCGAUUCCUGAGAAGUCCACCUAAUCGGGAAUCGAUUGUGACCGAGCUAUUUGGGGCCCAGCUCCACCAUUACAACUUCAUGGACGUGUUUUAUGAGCUGCUUAUCUUCCGCUACGUCACGAACGACUCCGCUCCUGAGGCAUGUGAGGGAGGAUUCUUGGAGAGGCUGUUUGCGUUUAUCAGCAUGUGGAACCCGGACGAGUGGGAGCCUGCAGCAGAGCUGUACUUCACAAUGCUUAUUGAUCAGCUGACAGUGCUUUGUGAAGUACUGUUUUCUCAGCCCCUGGAGCUCUAUAGCGACCCAGCAGCCUUAGCCAGUCCAGUUUCGCGGCUCCUCUGGCAGCAUGUCCCGCUGAUGAUUGACAUGUUGGAGAAGCUCUGAGCAAUGUCCUUCCCUCUACCCUUUACCUGAUCGCAACUUGAACACUUUCUUGCUAUAAUUAGACCCCCAAAAUUAAUCUUUUCUUUCUGUUGCAUUUCAUAUUUGUUCUUUUCGAUCACUGGUUUUCCCUAUAUUGCUCAAGCUCUCCACCAGUAAGUAUAAAUUCAUUUUGUUCUUUUUUAUUAACUUAAUAUUUAAAAGAGUCUCUUCUUCAUUAACAGGUCUGCACAGAGAACCCAGGACUGAUGACCAGUGCAACAUAUCAUCGCUCAUCCCUCAAUACUCAUACCUCAGCACUCUAUCCCUCAUUACUCAUCCCUCAGCACUCUAUCCCUAUACCCAUCACUAUUCCUUUUAGUAGCCUAAGGAUCCUGUAUAGAUGAUUGCUGUAAAUGAAUUGAUUUGUAAAUAGUUGCUACAUAGCGUUUAUAUUGUUUGCUCAAUUAAAAAAGGUUUUCACUUGCUCUUA